AAAUACAGAUGCAUCGUCAAUAAGCUCAACUUGAUUGUAAACAGUGCGUGACUUGCUACGCCUCUGCAUGGAGUAACGUUAAUGUGACUUGCGAGGAGACACUGAUAUUAUACGCAGUUUAAUCGACUUAUGAUUAGAUGGAUUGCUAACAUAAUCGUAACACAGCCUACAUUGAAUUGCAAUAUAGUAAACGGACACAACGACGAUUCGAUUACAUGAUGUAGUUAGCUACGAUGGCUAGCAAGUAAGAUUUGCCUUUUAAAGGUAACGUUAGCUAGCUCCGUCACUAGAACUACCUUGCCGAGCUACACAAACUUGCAGGUAACUUGUUUAAAUGGCUAACGAGAUGAUGGUACCGUGUUUUAACCGGAUGAUUAUCUGUCUACAUUAGUAAUACGAUAUAUUUAUAUAGCUUGUAAGUUUUCAUUGAAUUCGAUGUCUUUGAAUCAGGUAUGACACCAGCUAUGCUAGCCAGUACUGUUAGCCAGAUCUGGCUAGCUAGCUAGCUGUCUGUCAUAUGUGGAUGACAGCCAUGGAAAAGUGGUCUCGUUUUGUGCAUUCUAGAUAACAGGUGUAACUUAACUCAUUAGCCCAUUUUUAGAUAUUUCUUUUCCGGAAAUAAUUGUGUAUAAAAGCUCUUUUAGCUGAGCUGUUGUCAGCUAAGUAAGAUACAAUCUUAAUAGCUAAGACUAGUUAAUGCGCCUUACAAUGAAGUUUGCAGUUUCACUGGCACUAAAACAAAUAGCUUCGUAAAUGGUCGUUUUUGCACAAUGGUCAUUUUGCCGUAUAUGUCGGAAAUUAUCAGGUUAUUUGAGGAUCUGUUUGUGUUUUGAGGGAGUUCCAUAUUACAGGAGUUGGCUACGAUCGGUGCCUUUAUAGAAUAUUAUUACGCCCUCCUAAAGGUAGUCACCGAUACGUUUUGAAAAUGGCCAGAAUUCAACAAGGGAACGGAUUGCUGUCGAGUGAGUCAAAAAGUUUUCGAGGCACCACAGAGAGCGUGGACAAGCUUGAUGACAACUCCUCGGAAUCUGCUGUCAACGGCCUUGACAACACUGAAGUACAGACCGACAAAUAUGGAUUCAUUGAGGGUGCCCAACAGUAUUCUUCAAAUUCCGCCGAAGACGUUCCUCCAGAGAUCCUCAGGCAGAGGGAGGCCAAGUGGCUGGACAUGCUCAACAACUGGGACAAGUGGAUGGCCAAGAGACACAAGAAAGUGAAGGUGCGUUGUCAGAAGGGCAUCCCUCCCUCUUUGCGGGGCCGUGCCUGGCUUUACCUGUCAGGGGGGAAAGUGAAGAAGGAGCAAAACCUGGGCAAGUUCCAGGAGCUGGACAGUCAGCCAGGUGACCCACGCUGGCUGGAUGUGAUCGAGAAGGACCUGCACCGACAGUUCCCCUUCCACGAGAUGUUUGUGGCGCGGGGAGGCCAUGGGCAGCAGGAUCUAUUCCGUGUGUUAAAAGCCUACACUCUCCACCGGCCGGAGGAGGGCUACUGCCAGGCCCAGGCUCCCAUCGCUGCCGUUCUCCUCAUGCACAUGCCUGCUGAGGAUGCAUUCUGGGGUUUGGUGCAGAUCUGUGAGAAGUACCUCCCCGGAUACUACAGUGCUGGACUGGAGGCCAUCCAGCUGGACGGGGAGAUCCUGUUUGCGCUGCUGAAGCGCGCCUCCCCCGUGGCGCACCGCCACCUGAAGAAGCACAAGAUCGAGCCCAUCCUCUACAUGACCGAGUGGUUCAUGUGCGCCUUCUCGCGCACACUGCCCUGGGCCUCGGUGCUACGCGUCUGGGACAUGUUCUUCUGCGAGGGGGUGAAGAUCAUCUUCCGGGUGGGGCUGGUGCUGUUGAGAUGCAUGCUGGGAUCUCAGGAGAAGCUGAAGGCCUACCAGGGCCAGUACGAGACCAUGGAGCUGCUCAGGCACAUCGAGCCGCGCUACAUGCACGAGACUUUCCUGGUCAACGAGGUGAUUGAGCUGCAGGUGUCAGAGCGGGACGUGGAGAAGGAGCACCUGUCCCAGUUGCGGCGCUGGAAGGAGACGCACGGCGAGCUGCACGCCAAGUCCCCUCCCAGGAUGCACGGCGCCCGCGCCAUCAUGAGCGCCGAGCCGCCCAGCCGCCAGGACCUCCGCCAGAACCCCACCAUCAUCGUGGAGUCGCCGGUGGCGGUCGAGAACGACGGGGGACGGCCAGCAUCCGCCGAGGACAAGAAGACGAAGAAGGUGAAGAAGAAGACGAAGGGCAAGGGCGAGAAGGAGGAAGAGGCGGAGGACGAGGAGAGGGGACAGACGGCAGCGGUCGCGGAGUUGCCACCGGUGGAGGUGACCAACCCGUACCCCGCGCUCGCCGAGCCCGAAGACUCACCGAGCACGCUGGGGUCACAGCAGAGUCUAAGCAGCGGCGAGCACGACACCUACCUGUAGGGUCGGGGUCGGGGUGGGGUGGCGUGGUGGGGAGAGGACAUUUGACCCUGCUGCUGACCAGCCACAGACUGCCAUCGCCACGCUGUUGUAUCGGCCAUCCAGCGUGACCGAUAUGGGCGUAUCCAUGGAAAACCCCCAUCCACGAUUUAACACUCAGGAUCUUUAACUGGAAGGGAGGACGUUUUGGCAACCAAGGGAGCAUCGAUCUACUGCCAAAGUUUCAGGAGUGAAAGGCAUCAAAUGAGUGGGAGAGACGUGGUGGGGCUUUGUGUCUUUUUGCACAGAUGAGAGGGGUGUGGAUGUCAGUGACAUGGCAUGGGGAGAAGGUGGGGUGAUUUUUAAUCAAAGACACUUUUGUUUGGGUGGCAUUUAUAUUUGUGGAGAGGGGCCUAACAGGUACACACAGACAUAUACACACACACUCUCACUCACAGCCAUAGGGUAGAUGCUGCAGAGCCGAUGAGAACCUAGAUCUGGUAUCCUCCUCCAAGGCCUGCAGCUAAUGCAUAGCCACGGAUACAGACCCCAUAAUGCACUACAGGGCCAGGAGAGUGGGCAGCUGACCUGGCUCAUUGGUUUAGCUCUGUGCUAAAGCAGCCUUUGCCAUAUCUUCCUCUUCUCAGUAAAGCUGUAUGCCCUGAAGAGAUGACCUCUUGUCAAACUUGCCCAUUUGUUUUCGUAGUUUCUCUAACACCAGUGUCUCAGAUAGUACACAGUGGUGCUGCUAGUUAUCACACAUGUCAUAUCAGAUGGCUUAUAAUAUAUAGAUCCAUACUGCCCCAGCACACCAGAUAAAGGGUGGUGAUCAAAGCAAAGUGGUCCAUGGUGAGGUUAUACAACAGUUGUUAAGGCUCUAGGCUCACUUUCUCAGAUAGCAGAAAAAUAAAGUUGGUCUCUAACUUUGUUAUUUCAUACAUGACUCGUAAGUUAUCAGGAGUUGAUGAAGGACCAACAGGAGUCUCAGGCAUUAGGGAGGUUGUACGUCAUGUGUUACCAUUUUCAAUCUGGUAACAGUUUUUCGAUUCCAGUACAUGACAAAAAUGUGUUGAUGUGGUGGAAGUUGUCUUCCUGGGUAAAUUUGCAUCACUAUUUAAUGCCACAGAGUUUCCGCUUUUUGCCUACUUAAUGCCGACCAAGUGGCUCAGAAAGGGAAAUGAAACAGCUAGUACUCCGUGUGAAACUUUCAUCUCUUCAUCGACUCCUGUUUGACAUCAGACAUCAUGCAAAUGUAUAAGUGCUAACCUGUGAGCCAAGUCGGCUAGUGUUUCCCAGUCUGAAUGGACACCAUCACCAGAUAGUCCUGUUCUGCAUCAAUGCAGGUUCUUGUUUUCCAGACUCUUAACUAGACCACCGUAUUCCACUCUGGUUGUAGUGUCUCUGUUUGGCCACAGGGUGGCCCUGGUGGACCUCUUUUAGUAUCUGGAGGUUGUGAUUUGGGAUAAUCCUGGUGGCAAAAAGCGAACUGGAUUUAGCUGCAAUGGAAGUUUAUUUCUCAUUUGAUCACUAUAGGCAAGCUGGCCAUUUUGAUGCAGAACACAAAAGAGCUGUCUUAUCCAGGUUCACCUGAGGCACUGAUCACCAUAUGCACAUCUUUAAAUAUUGUAGUACAUUUCAUCCCCACUGCUUACAGGUAUAGCUACCUGUGUAUUGGUGCUUAGUGACUUUUACUGUCAGCUUUUAAGACACACACACACACACACAAAGACCCUUUAUGCUGAGACAACAAACCCAAUGCUGCUUCAUAGAAUGCAUUGAUCAUGAUCAUUUCUUGACUUACAUGCUAGGACACUUUGGUGGCUCUUCCCAUGGUUUAGCAGGAGAGCAAGGGUAGAGUGGGAGAAUGAGUGGGUGAAUGCCAGAUUCACAGACCUUUCCCAUUCUUAGCCAAUCACAUACACGCUCUGAACCCAACCAGGCAGCUGUGCCUCAACAGUCCUUCACAGCUCGACGUCAAUCAGCAGUAUGAAAUCUUAGUAUGGAGUAUGAGUAGCCUACUAAGUAUCAAAUCUUAGUAUGGAGUAUGAGUAGCCUACUAAGUAUCAAAUCUUAGUAUGGAGUAUGAGUAGCUUACGAAGUAUGAAAUCUAAGUAUGGAGUAUGAGCCUACUAAGUAUGAAUCCAGACAUAUCUCUGCAAGCAGUACAAUCAGACCACUAGCGUGUACACUCAAGCUCUGCAUCUGACCACCACUCGGACAUGUUUCACACUUCGUCUUCAUGAUGGACUUUCAGAGAUAGAUGAGAGAGUUAGCACUACUCUGCCUGUCUUUGGUAAUGUUACUGAGAAAUAUUUCGCACGUUUAUUAAUGUACAGAUCUGUGACUAUUUUGAAGGGAUGUUGUAUACAGCACCUUUGGGAACAACAAUGAAAAAAGGAGUCUAUUUUUUUUCCUUGUGUAUAAAGUUGUACAUUGCUUAGCCAAUUAUAUAGAUUUUAAUAGGGGAGAAAAGCACUUUGUCCUCAGCCAAAUCCCUCAUUUACUUAAUAUCUGGUUUGGUUUGGUUAGAUUUGGUUAGGUCAGGAGUUUUUGCAUGGGAUGAUCCUUCAUCAUAUUUAAUUAGUUCUGUAUGUUAAACUUGUUUUAUGCGUUCCCUAUACAAACACUUUUCCAAUGAAUCGUACCCUUUGCCACGGUAACCUGUACCAGUCAUCCAUGGGAUGUUGGUCAUCUUCCCUCUGGUGCUAACGCUUGUUAGCUGCCGUUCUGUUCCUACGUGAUUGUCUGAUUUCCACUGCAGAUGCAAAGCACUACGGGAUUGGAGAGGUCAUCAGACCGCAUAGGAACUAUAACCGUGCAGACAAGCCUCAUGGUUGUAUCUUGUCAAAUGAUCGGACCGUUUCUGUAUUCCUGUCCUAAAUCGAUGUAAGACCAGAAUUUUUUGAUGAUUAAUAUAUGUAUGAGAGAGGCCUAAAGCAUUUAUUUGAGUUCAUUUUGGGAGUGCCGAUUUAUCAGUUGUAUGAAGAGAUUUUAUUGAAAGAGAGAUGUUGUGCCAAAGCACUUUAAGACCGUUGAAGGAAAUUCAUCGUCUCUUUUUUUUUAGUUGAACAUUGAAACAAACAAGUGUCGACCUGAUUGUGAAAUGGUAAUGAAACUAAUGGACCAAUCUAUGCACAUUUAUUUCUGUACCUUGUGGACCAGAAGAUGUUGGCACAUGUCCUCUUUAUGUUCACUCUUCCAAUAGAAUGAAGUGUUGUGUCUUUGGAAGGCUGGAUUCCUGUCACCUCUCCCUCAAAAUAAAAUUUGAUACUAUGUCACAA
Messenger RNA from Alosa sapidissima (American shad), 5667 nucleotides. It is a transcript of the gene tbc1d10ab, whose product is annotated as TBC1 domain family, member 10Ab. The record is from RefSeq and is a predicted model, not a curated record. The transcript is spliced from 9 exons. The coding region runs from base 926 to 2410 and encodes 494 amino acids. Lineage: Eukaryota; Metazoa; Chordata; Actinopteri; Clupeiformes; Clupeidae.